Messenger RNA from Aegilops tauschii subsp. strangulata, 819 nucleotides. The record is from RefSeq and is a predicted model, not a curated record. Lineage: Eukaryota; Viridiplantae; Streptophyta; Magnoliopsida; Poales; Poaceae.
AUGGCGCCCGCCGCAGCUCGACGCGAGGCCACCAACGGCAGCCCGCCCAACCAUCGACAAGAAGCGCGAAGCCAACCCGCACCCGCAGCCAAGAGCACUCACCGGGAGAGCCACCCCGCGCCGCUCGCCGCCGUCCAGGGGCCGGAACAAGGGAGCCCCGACUGGAGGUCGGCCAGCACGCACCACCAGCACGCGCGCCCGACCACCGCGCUGCACGCAGCAGCGGAAGCUCCCGCGCCGCCGGCGAGGCACCGCGCGUCGCCCGCGCCCGCCGGACCGCCAGAUCUGGCCGAGCCCAGACCUGGCCGCCACCGCAACCACGAGCACGAGCCGCCCCGUGCAGCCCACCGCGCCGCCACCAAGCCCUCGCUACCCCGCCGCAAGGGCCCGCCGCCGCGCCUUCACGCCCCGCACCAGCGCGAAGCACCGUCGUCGUCCGCCGCCGCCCCGCGCCAACAGCCUCCGAGCGGGAUGAAGAUGAGCCCUGCCGCCACUGGCGCCGAUUUCAUCACCCUGCAGAACUAUAACCCGCCGCCGCCGCCGCGAUCUACCGCCGCUGCCCCAAGCCGCCGCCACCUCCCCUCCCCGCGCGCCCUCUCCUCCCCGCAGCGCCGCCCUCCCGCCGCUCCGCCCUUCUCCCACCGCCGCACCGCUUCCCCACAGUCGCGCCGCACCGCUUCCCCACAGUCGCGCCGCCACCUUCCCCACGCCAUCGCUGCCAUGUCGUGCAACGCCUCCACCUACUCCAACCACUUGAUCAACGUCCACGCACGCGUCCCCGUGGUCCUCGACGCCUCCAACUCCACGUACUUCACGUGA